Molecule: messenger RNA, 1425 nt
Organism: Durusdinium trenchii
Lineage: Eukaryota; Dinophyceae; Suessiales; Symbiodiniaceae
Source: the annotation of a GenBank genome assembly
GCUGAAAUGAACAUCCCCCCUCCGUGUCCCCACCUCCUGUGCGACGCAAAGCAUCGGAUGGCAUGGAGACGCUGCUCGGCCUCUUCGAAGCAGCGUCCUGGAUCGGCGACGUGCUCUCGAGAAGCUCCGAGAAGGACGCCGAGCUGUCAAGUCUGGCUGUCACCGUCCAAAGUGUGACGGAGUCGGUGAAAUGCUUCUCGAGUUCUUUGCCCGAUGAGGAUAAGGCAUAUGUCUUCAAUUCCAAUCAGGUCUUCCCCGAGCUGGCGCGGGUGUUGAACUCCGCCAAGGAGGUCCUGAUGAAGUUCACCCUGUCCAUCCAGAAUGGCGUCCAGGCCAAACCGGACAAGAGCUCUGGUUUUCGUGGCAUGCUCACCAGCUCAAUGAAGCAGGGCAGCAGGACUCUUCAAGACGGAUUAGAGGCCAUCAGCAGCAAGGUGGGCCGUGCCAGUGAUCUCCUUCGCCUGCCCGAGGAUGAGCUGGGCCUCAUUCGUCAGGCCAAUUCCGACAUCAAAAACUUGUUGCCGCAACUGUCGCUUGCGAUCGCAGCAGUUUCGCUCAGAGGCUCCAAGCGCCACGCGGAGAAUUCCCUCGAGUCUCAGGCCCAACGCCAGAAGACCCUGGGCGACAAUGCGGGCCUCGAUGCGAGCGUCGAAGGCGUCCCGGCUCCAGAGACUGAGGCAAAGAGACCCUUGGUGAAUCUCAAGUUGGUGAGCGAUGCCAGCUACUUCCAGGAUCUGGAACUUCCCCGGAUGACCACCCAGGACUUGCGCCCUAUCACGGCGGUGUCGAGCGCCUCUUUGGAGAGCGAGUCGUCUCCAGGUGAACAUCAGCGGCCCACCUGCAGGCUUGUACUUGGUCGCCAAGAGCUGGUGAAUAAGAAGGUCACCUGCGAGGUGCCGACGCCCAAGACGCCCAUGGCUCUGACGAAGUUCGUGAGUCGAGAUUUCAUGCAGCUCGACAUCCCAGAAACUGUGGCGCCGACCCAGGGAACCAUCGAGAUGGCGACCUUGGCCUUGGGCUUCUGGGAAGAUUCGCAGGAGACGGCUGAGAGCGCCACGGUGGCGACGGUCUCGGGGCUAAGCUCCUUGGGCCUCUAUGUGCGACGGCACCGGGAGUCGAGGUGGCAGUUCCACGCGAAGCAGAAGAAGGUGGAGAUCAUGGAAGGGGAUCGAGUAGCCUUGGUGCUGGAGUCGCCACCGGGGUCCAUGAAGUGGUUGCCGGGGGAGGGCAAAGACCUGGAGGGCGACGAGGCCGUUUGCAUCUUGGGGUGUGAGCUCCAACGACCCUGAGCAGGGCCGACGCGACGCGUGGAGUAAACACCACGGCACGAGCUCUGCUUCCGGGGAGCGCGAGUGUAGAGAGCGUAGAGAGCGGGGUUUUAGACAGGCAGAACCACGACGGUGGGAUCUAGACAAGACUUUCGAU